This is a messenger RNA of Centropristis striata (black sea bass), 896 nucleotides long. RefSeq names its product CDC28 protein kinase regulatory subunit 2 (gene cks2). The transcript is spliced from 3 exons. Gene Ontology annotation, biological process: regulation of mitotic cell cycle. NCBI's taxonomy places the organism in Eukaryota, Metazoa, Chordata, Actinopteri, Perciformes, Serranidae. Gene Ontology annotation, cellular component: SCF ubiquitin ligase complex; cyclin-dependent protein kinase holoenzyme complex. The record is from RefSeq and is a predicted model, not a curated record. Gene Ontology annotation, molecular function: histone binding; ubiquitin binding; protein kinase binding. Bases 163 to 393 code for a protein of 76 amino acids.
AAAACAGCGGCAGAUGACAGCAGCUUGUUGCGCUCACAGACGUUGCUAGUGUGGUAGUCACUGAGCUUGCUACUUUAGUGUGAUAGUCAGUAAGCUAGCUACUUCACAUCACAUCAAAACAGCUUUCUUAACUUGAGCUUCGACUGCUACCAUCGACUGAAAAUGUCGAAAAAACAGAUUUACUAUUCUGACAAGUACAACGACGAGGACUUCGAGUACAGGCAUGUGGUGCUUCCAAAGCAGCUGUCCAAACUGGUGCCCACCUCCCACCUGAUGACAGAAGACGAGUGGAGGGGACUCGGGGUGCAGCAGAGCCAGGGCUGGAUUCACUACAUGAUCCACAAACCAGAGCCACACAUACUGCUUUUCAGAAGACCCCUCCCAAAGGAAUAAAUGGGAACCAUCUGUACUAUUCCUGCUAUCAUCUUUGCUGAUUUGUAUUGUCUUUGAGUCCUACAUCUCUCUCUAUAUACAUCUCUACAUAUGUUCUAAUGUAAUGUGUAGAAAACCCUUAGUUGCAGCGUUUUUUUUCCUAUCCACCUCCCUCAAUUUUAAGAGGUAAUGGGAGGCAAACAGCUUGAUUCCACUGUGGAUGAUAUCAUUAUAAACAACAGGAAGGUAAUGUUUGCCUGUAAUUUAUACAUUUUAAUUCAUUUUUUAAAAGUCUUUUGAUGCCAUUUUGUUGUGAUUUAUUUGCUGAGUACAGGCAUAGUGUUUUAUUUCUCCCAAGCCCAUUUUUCACAAAACAGCCUUCUUUGUCUUUCCUGUCUUUUUAAACGUAUGUUUGUUUUGUACAUAAUAUUAUUUCUAGAUAUUAUAAAUGUUGACAGUAAGUCAUGGUUGAAUCAACACGUUCUUUGUUGCUGAAAGGAGAAAAUUAAAUGUUCUUAUUCACA